Messenger RNA from Petromyzon marinus (sea lamprey), 2687 nucleotides. Lineage: Eukaryota; Metazoa; Chordata; Hyperoartia; Petromyzontiformes; Petromyzontidae. The record is from RefSeq and is a predicted model, not a curated record.
CGCCACGGUAAAUUAUUAAAGGUUUUCGUCAUAAGUGCCGAGGAACAAACCCUCACGCCCUCCUCAAAACCUCAACGUCUUCUCGUCCUCCUCCUCCGCGCUGCGACGAGGCACCAAACUUCACCAUCAUCUCUUUUGCCUUCCUCAACACCCGCGGAAAUAUUCGAAAAGUUUUGUGUUGCAGAGAAAACGGAACUACUUGGAUUUCAAUAUUUGAUCUGUGUCAAUGUUUAACCUCUGGACUAACUCAAGUUUUGAAUCGAAGGUGCUGCUGCUGUCCGCACGUGCCACGAUGAGCGACUCCAUGGGUGGCGGCAGCAACGGUGAUGGUAGUGGUGCAUCGCCGCCACUUACGCUGGAGGCAGUGCCGUCGCUGAUAAGCGGCGGCAACCCCACGCAGGCGCCACGUUACGGCACCGUUAUCCCCAAUCGCAUCUUUGUUGGAGGCAUCGACUUCAAGGUAAAUGAAGCUGAACUUAAGAAGUAUUUCACUCAGUUUGGUGUUGUUAAAGAUGUCAAGAUCAUAAAUGACAGGGCUGGAGUCUCCAAAGGUUAUGGAUUUGUCACAUUUGAGUCACAAGAGGAUGCACAGAAGAUACAGCAAGAGGCUGAAAAAAUUAUGUAUAAGGACAAAAAGCUCAACAUUGGCCCAGCCAUUCGAAAACAGCAAGUCGGCUUCCCACAGUUUCCUCUAACUCCAGCAUCAGGGAGUAUGGUCCUCACAACCUCAACAGGGCAGCCUUUCCUCUUUCACAAUGGCGUGGCUUAUUUCCAACAACCUGAUGCUAUGCCAGUCCAAAUGCCUAUUCAACAGCCCCAGACAUACUAUAGUCAUCAACCUAUGCUCAUACCAUCACCCCAAGCAUCACCCGUGUUUCAACAGCCUGCCUACUCUUAUCAGCAGGCUCCCCCUUCUCAGUGGCAAACUGGCCAGUGGCUCUGGAGUCCGCCUCAAGCUCCACCAUCGCCAGUGAUGUACAUGCAGCCCCAAGAGAUGAUGUACCAUCAGUCCUUGAACAUCCCCACUGAUGGAGGCAGUUCCCCUGCCGGCCCUAUAAUCACAGAUGUUUCAAUCUCAGAGCGUUACACAGAUCAUACGAUGCAGGCUGCUUACCACCAGACACACUUGCACCCGCCCAACAACAUGCAAGUGGCCAUGGUGGCCCAAGACCACAUGAAGGAUACCAAGAUGUAUCACAUGAGACGGGUCUACGGUACAUCCCAGCAGGGCGCUGUCAAAUCGCGAAUGUGGCGCAAUGCCACCGGCUUCCGCCACCGACGAGAUUUACGAAUGGAACAAGGAAUCCUCACCCCCCCGCCGACGCCAACGGAAGGUGGCCAGUGAGCGCACGCACUGUGCUGCACGCUGUGGCCACACUUGAUCGACUCGAGACACGCAGCACAAUGAAAAAUAUUUGAUUUUGUGUGAGCCUUUGCGGUAGGAUGUUUUGCCUGCGUGUGCCAUUGCAGCUACAAGGUCAUGGCCAAUUUUACUUGGGCGAAUUGUUUACAUGGAGGAGGUCAAUGUGGUCUUGCUGCAUACUUUUAUGUGGAACGUAUAGGAUUAUAAUUUGCUGUAGUGUUCGAGGGAAGCGGCAUAGUGUAAAAUCCUUUUAUAUUUCAUUCUGUUGAAGCAAACCCACAUUCACCUAAUUAUUGUUAAGUUUGUCGAAAGCGUAGAAACCUUACAUUCAGAUUUAAGAGAAAACAAUCUUAUUUAACACUGAACAAGAAUUUUAAGUCUUUAGAGCUGUUGUGCAAAAAGCACACCUUUCAGGUGUUAGGACUUCGUGAAAGAUGAAGCCAAAAUUGUGUUCAUAAUUUGACACAAGUUAUUGCCUCGAUGUGCACUUUUAUAAAUAGUGCCUUCACUGAAGAAUGUUUGCUUUUAUGUCUAGACUUAUGUUUGCCUUCAAACAUAAGUCUUGAUUACAUUUCAGUAUAUUUUAUACAUGCAUUGUGUGCAAUGCUGUACACAAGUCUUAAAGUGUGAUAUAGUUAGUUUUUGCAGCUACUGUACUUGGAAGUCGCAUUGUCCUAUCUUUAAACAAAACUUCACAUUGGGAAGGUUUCAAAGUUUACUACACUUGCAUAAAGUAUGUUUACUUGAAGUAUGUAAGAGUAUUUCAUAGACUUUCAUGGUGAGAUUUCAGUUUUGAUUUGGUCGAGUGCUUCAUUUUUAACAUAACCCCAUUUUUACAAUAUGUAACCACUGCUGUAAUGCUUAGCGUUCAUUAUAAACCAAUAAUGCUACAUUCCAAAAUGUUUUUAAUGGCAGAGAAAUACGAGGGGAUAGACACUUAAUUAAAAAAACAAAGUCCCUUGGUAAUUUUGCUCUAAAACAAGCUAAUCUAUGGGCAAAAUAUAAAAAUGUAUCACACUAAUAGUUUAUCAUGCAUAUUAUUUCAGAAUUCUACAUCCACAUUCACGAAAUUAACAUGUCAAUUUUUUUAUAUGAAAAAUACAUCUUUACAAACGUAAUACUGAUUGACAAUCUACAGUUAGGCUUUUUUUAGGUGUUAUCUCAACGUUUUAACAGCGCUGUUAUUGUCGAGUACAUUUUUGCGUAAUUAACCAAAGCUAGGUUUUAUACAAAUGAAAAUGUGGCCAAAUCUUUUUGGGUCUUCCCUCCAACUCAGCACAUUAAUUGAAGUGCUGGCCUUUAAUGACAUGUGGCCCAAAAAAAA